Molecule: messenger RNA, 744 nt
Organism: Fomitopsis serialis
Lineage: Eukaryota; Fungi; Basidiomycota; Agaricomycetes; Polyporales; Fomitopsidaceae
Exons: 6
Coding region: 1-534 (177 amino acids)
Source: RefSeq, a predicted model, not a curated record
AUGUCCACUGCCGACAUUGCCGAGGAACUCAUUGCCGCAUCGCAUCAGCAUUGUGCCUUCACAGUUGUGCUGGUAUACGAUUACACUCUGACCAUCGACCGAGAAAUCGGCUUAUUUUGGUUCGAACGGAAGCUGUCGGGAGCAAGUAUCAUCUGUGCACUCGCUCGAACUGUCGCACUCGGGUACGUGAUUGUAGCAUGUCUCGUCAAUCCAGCAUCUUGGACACCUACAAGGUGUAAGGGUGUGCUACUAGCAUCCGACUUACUCGUGCUGUUGUCAUAUCUCAUCUGGGCAGUCGUGUCCGCUUUCCGGGUGUAUGCCCUCACGCACCGGAAAUGGGCAUCAACGAUCUUGACAUUGGCUCUCGGAAUUGUCCCCGCGGCGAUGAAUGCAGCCACAAUAUCCGUGUCGGCUUAUCAGGUUCAAUCGCUCGGAGGCAAGACUUCCUGCUGGGUGUCCAAUCCUGUCCACCCAGCGAUGAGUAGUAGGUACGCGCGGUUGCGGUUUUUCGAUGCGUUCUCUCCGCGAUUCUGAAUGUACGACAAGCUCAUAUGCAUGAAAGCUUAAAUGCUUCCUGACCUCGUUCUUAUCCUUUAGUUGUGCUUCUGAUAGCCCCUGCAUGCGGCAUGAUAUCUGAUAUCAUUGUGCUUCUCAUCACGUUCCGCUACAUCGUCCACUCCCGUGUCUACGCAUGUGGGCCCGUUCUUCUAAACGGGGCCCUUUGCAAGUUCUACUGAGGGCCGG